This is a messenger RNA of Gastrolobium bilobum, 1906 nucleotides long. RefSeq names its product probable monogalactosyldiacylglycerol synthase, chloroplastic. Lineage: Eukaryota; Viridiplantae; Streptophyta; Magnoliopsida; Fabales; Fabaceae. Gene Ontology annotation, biological process: glycolipid biosynthetic process. The record is from RefSeq and is a predicted model, not a curated record. Gene Ontology annotation, molecular function: hexosyltransferase activity. The transcript is spliced from 8 exons. The coding region runs from base 84 to 1715 and encodes 543 amino acids.
UUUUUCUCCUAAGCAACAACAUAAAUGUAUUAAUAUUAAUAAUAGAUACAGAGAGAAAAACUAAGAGAGAGAGAGAGAGAGUCAUGCAUAACCCCACGAGUGUUAGCCAAGAACCCAGUUCAGUAGUCCUCGAUUUUUCAUCCCAAUUCGGUCGCUUUGUGUUGGAUUCGUCGUAUCUGAACUUGGGCUCUGACUCAUGCUCUUCGGUUCUCUCCAAUUUCUCGUCUUUCAACAACGGUGCACGUUGUGGAGGUAGAAAGCGCAGUGCUUCAUUGAGUUUGGGGGUUGGAGGUGGGGGUUUCCGAUUCAGGAACAUUCUUAAUGACUUCAACAGGUUCGUUAGAUUCCACUGCGAAAAAAUCCCAAUUGGGUUUGCUUCGUUGCGCGUUGGUAAUGGAAACAGUGAUAAUGGUAAUGGGGUCAGAGAAGAUGGGUGUGCUGUUCUCGAAGACGAGAGGUUGCCAUUGAAUGGUUCUGAGGCUGAGAACCCUAAAAAGGUUCUGAUUUUGAUGAGUGACACUGGCGGUGGCCAUCGAGCUUCCGCAGAAGCCAUCAAAGCUGCUUUCUAUGAAGAAUUUGGCGAUGAUUACCAAGUGUUUGUUACUGAUCUGUGGGCUGAUCACACGCCUUGGCCGUUCAAUCAACUUCCCAGGAGCUAUAGCUUUUUGGUGAAACAUGGGCCAUUGUGGAAGAUGACGUACUAUGGAACUGCCCCGCGUGUAGUGCAUCAGUCUAAUUUUGCUGCCACUUCAACAUUCAUAGCUCGUGAGGUUGCAAAAGGACUAAUGAAAUAUCAGCCAGAUAUAAUAAUCAGUGUGCAUCCCCUGAUGCAACAUGUUCCACUUCGUAUUUUGAGGUCAAAGGGUCUUUUAAAGAAGAUUGUUUUUACCACAGUUGUCACAGAUUUAAGCACAUGUCAUCCAACAUGGUUAGUUGUGCUUUUUUGCUAUUAUCUUUUCAUUGUAUUUUUUAGGUUUCAUAAGCUUGUAACUAGAUGCUAUUGUCCAACAACUGAUGUUGCAAAAAGGGCACUGAAAGCUGGACUCCAGCAAUCCCAAAUAAAGAUUUAUGGUCUACCUGUCCGACCUUCCUUUGUUAAGCGUGUUCGGCCAAAGGAUGAACUAAGGAGAGAAUUAGGGAUGGAUGAGGAUCUUCCUGCUGUAUUAUUGAUGGGUGGAGGUGAAGGUAUGGGCCCCAUUGAGGCUACUGCUCGGGCACUUGGAGAUUUAUUAAACGAUGAGAAUCUUGGGGCUCCAAUAGGUCAAGUCCUUGUGAUCUGUGGUCGCAAUAAGAAGCUUGCUGACAAACUAAAUUCUAUUAAUUGGAAGAUUCCAGUGCAGGUCAAGGGAUUUGUUACCAAAAUGGAGGAAUGCAUGGGAGCUUGUGAUUGCAUCAUUACUAAGGCAGGCCCAGGGACGAUUGCUGAGGCCAUGAUCCGAGGCCUCCCUAUUAUUUUGAAUGAUUACAUUGCAGGACAGGAAGCUGGCAAUGUCCCUUAUGUAGUUGAAAAUGGAUGUGGGAAAUUCUCUAAAUCACCUAAGGAGAUAGCAAAAAUUGUUGCGGAUUGGUUUGGUCCAAGGGCUGAUGAACUGAAAGGAAUGUCACAAAAUGCAUUGAGGCUAGCAAGGCCAGAUGCUGUGUUCAAGAUUGUUCAUGACCUUCAUGAGCUUGUAAGACAAAGAAGCUUCUUACCAGAGUAUUCUUGUACAGCUUAACUGACAGUGAGGCUAUUUUUUUGUACGCGUCUUAUGAGGAAUUGUAUAAGGCAGCGAAGAUGUAUCACUAGCAAAAUAUGUGUAUGUUUUUCCACAAUUUUCAUAUAAUUAUUCGGAUUCUCUUUUGAAAUUAAUAUAGUUUUGGCUGUUUCAUGCUUAGGACACUUUGUUCUCUUAUAAUUUCUGUUCAU